Adineta steineri is the source of this 1689-nucleotide messenger RNA. The record is from the annotation of a GenBank genome assembly. Lineage: Eukaryota; Metazoa; Rotifera; Eurotatoria; Adinetida; Adinetidae.
AUGCUUAUUAAAUAUUUUCUAUGGAAAAAUAUUUUAAUAAUUUUAUAUUUUAUUCAUUUAAUAAACGCAACUACUUAUAAUAAUCGUGAAAAUCUUGCUCAUCGACAUCCAUGCACUCCGAUUAACAAACGCCUAGAGCCAUACAUAAAAUGGACUGAAAAACUUGCAAGUACACAAUAUAAAGUACAAAAAGAUGCUUGUGGUCAGAUGGGAUCUGGUCCAGCAUGUUGUACGAAUGAAAUAUUUAAUUCUUAUGCUUUGUCACUUAGUAAUGACCUAAAGAUUUUAUUCGAUGAUAAAUUAAGUCAAUUACCAAAAUUAUUGUCAGAAUCAAAUAGAAAAAUUGGCAUUUGGACAAAAGAAUAUCUAAAAGAAUCCCAUCGUUUAACAAUAUUAUCUUUAGAAACUUUAUUUGGUGAAAUAGAAUAUCAUACAAAUAUUCAUCAUACAUUAACAACAUUAUUUAAUAUUCUUGGUAAUCAUCAAUCAACUGGUGAUGAUGUAUCAAAAUCAACUAUAAAUUUAUUUAAUCAACUUAUUCUUUCAUCUUAUCGUCGAUUUAUGACAUAUGAUAAUGAAAUUAUAUUUGAUGAACAUUUAAAAAAAUGUUUAAUAACGACAGCAUUUUCUAUUGAAGCAUUACCUACACAACGUGAAUUACUUUAUACAUUAACAAGUGCUGCUUCAUUAUUAGAUAUACUUCGGACGUUAUUUAUUUAUAUUGCUGCUGAUAUUCAACGUUUACAAACAACAGCAACACUUAAUUCACAUCAAUGUUUACAACGAUAUGUACGAGAAACAUUAUGUCCAAUAUGUGUUAAUAUGUCAUCAACAUCCAUGUCAUCUAUACAUUAUGAUAACAAUAUAAAUGAACCGUUAUGUGAAAAUGAUUGUCAUUAUGUUAUAAAAACAUGUUUCGAUCAAACGAAUAAUCCGUAUGUAACUUUUGCUGUGGUUGCUCAAGGUUAUUCAAAUGUUAUAAAACAAAUUCAAGAAUCAGUUAUUGAACUCAAGCUUGUUGAACGUCUUUCGAAAUUACAUAUUUAUUUAUAUGAUAUGGUUAUUAAUGCAACAAAUAAUCGACUAACUUAUACACAAUUACAGAAUACAUGUUCAAAUCCAAAAGAAAAACCUUAUAGUCCUAUUCUUUCUCUACCUCCAAUAAUAAGUGAACGACGUGAACUUGUUACAAAAUGGAAUGAAUCAUUACAUUCAAUGCUCAAUCAACUUCAAACAUCAAUUAACAAUCUCAAUAGUACCCUUAUGCAACAUAUAAUCACUAAUAUUUGUUCGAAUUCAAAUUAUGCUGUCAAAUCGAAUCGCUGUACGCAAAUUGAUCAACAUACGCCUGGAGAUUUCAGUCAAUGGCCACUUCCAGUAUCUGAAUUACAGACAAAAAUAACAUCAAAUAUAAAUAAUGAAUCAACACAAAAUCAACUUGCUGAUUUAAAAAAAAGGAUGAUACCUAUACAAGAUAUAAUUAUGUCACUUAAACCAAAGAGAAAAUAUGGUCUUAUGGAUUAUGUUCCAGAGUUUGAAUAUGAUGAUAAUACUGACAUAGACGACAAUGAUACUGAAUCACGAUCACCAUCAGUAGAAACAUAUGAAAAUGAUGAAGAUGAACCACUUAGUGAACAAAUUUAUAAAGCCAUUGAUGAACAAACAUCUCGUAAUAGAAAUAAAUCUUAA